This is a messenger RNA of Papilio xuthus (Asian swallowtail), 3168 nucleotides long. It is a transcript of the gene rump, whose product is annotated as heterogeneous nuclear ribonucleoprotein rumpelstiltskin. NCBI's taxonomy places the organism in Eukaryota, Metazoa, Arthropoda, Insecta, Lepidoptera, Papilionidae. The record is from RefSeq and is a predicted model, not a curated record. The coding region runs from base 208 to 1776 and encodes 522 amino acids. The transcript is spliced from 14 exons. Gene Ontology annotation, cellular component: cytoplasm; nucleus. Gene Ontology annotation, molecular function: mRNA binding.
AAACAGGCAACAUUGAACAUUGCCAAGCUGCCAUUACGCGACAUCAAGAUAAAUUAAAAAAAUACAAAGAAAUACGUCGCCAUUUUAUUGGGAUUGUAAUUAUACUUUCCCGCUUUACGUUUGUACUUUUAAAAAUAAAGAACUAAUCGUAGUACAUGCUUUGUAAUCAAAACAUAAGUUAAGAGAAAUUGUUUUAAAGCAAGGGUCAUGGAUAAUCAGAAAGAAAAGGAACGAGAUCGAUCGAGACGUGGGGAUAGACCUUCCCGCUUUUCAGAUGUUGAGAGAGAUCGAUCAAAUGACCGCGAGCGAUCGGAAGGAAAACGAUUGUUUGUGUCAAAUAUUCCCUACGAAUACCGAUGGACUGAUCUUAAAGAUUUAUUUAAGGAAAAGGUAGGAGAUGUUGCAUUUGUUGAAUUGUUCACGGAUGAUCAUGGAAAGCCUCGGGGAUGUGGAGUUGUCACUUUCUCCACAGCAGAAGCUGCAAAGAAAGCUCUAUCUGUUAUGCAUAGAUAUGAGCUAUUUGGACGGAAACUUGUAUUGAAAGAGGAAAUGGGAAAUAGUGAUAGAAGUAGAAAUAAUACAAGAUCUGGUGGAGGAAAUUCCAGAAAUGCUAGAGAUGAAAAAGAUAAUUGGGGUCCAAGUAAGCCAAGAGAGUCUGAGAGUUACAAUACUUAUGGCUUGAGUCUACAGUUUUUGGAUUCAAUCAAUGUCCAACCGCCCCUUGUUAAAAAAGUGUUUGUUGCAAAUUUGGACUACAAAGCUGACCGUGCAAAGAUUAAGGAGGUAUUCAAAAUGGCUGGAAAAGUUUAUAACAUUGAUUUGGCUGUAGACAAAGACGGGAAUAGCAGAGGCUUUGCUGUUAUUGAGUAUGAUCAUCCCGUUGAAGCUGUACAGGCAAUUUCAAUGUUUGAUAAGCAAAUGUUGUAUGACCGUCGUAUGACAGUCCGAAUGGACCGUGGCACAUCAGAUAAAAAUGAAUUGAAGCUACCAGACGGAUUGAAAGGUAUUGGAUUAGGUUUGGGACCUAAUGGGGAGCCGUUGAGAGAUGUCGCGAGGAAUCUCCCCCAAGGGCAGAGUACAACAAACAUAGGUUUGUCCGGAGCUAACACGGCUCUUGGUGCGGGAGUACUAGGUGCCGUGCCCACAGCUGGAGUGGCGCUCAAUGGUCUUGGUACUGGCUUGCCUGCAACAACAUUAGGCACAAAUGCAGCACUUGGUGGUGGCUUAAGUUUGCAGGCACUAGGGUUGACAGGUCUGGGAGCUUUACAGAAUCAAUUGCUACAACAAGGUUUGACGGCGAAUGAUCUAGCGACAGUUCUCUCAGCUCAGGCCAAUGUUAACACAAACAAUUUAGCAAUGAACUCGACGGAAAUGACACCCAACAUGAUGCCCAACUCAAAUAUGAAUAGCAAUGUUAUUGGCAACCCUGGUCUUAGCAGUGGACCAUUGUCAGGUUUUGGUCCCGUUCCAGGUCCCAACAGACAGAUGGUGAACACAUCAGUCCAAAGUCAGAACUAUGUCAGGGACACGCGGCCGGAACAGAAUUCAAGAGAUAAAAUAUCUGACAUGGUUAUAAUUACUAAUCUGCCGCCGACAGUGACAUGGCAACUGAUCCGCGAGAAGUUCAGCGAGUGUGGGGACGUCAAGUUCGCGGAGAUGACAGCAUCCGACACUGCAGUAGUCAGGUUCCACAAGGAAUGGGACGCUGAAAGAGCUAUCAAAAUGUUUGACAGGACCCGCAUCGACGGCAGGACAAUUGAUGUGCGUUUCUUCUAACUGAUAUCCAGCUAAAAAGGCAUGUGGUAUCGAAGUGUGUGUGUCGGUGUGAAGGCGUGUUGUCGUCGUCUUGUCUAAGUCGCCGGCGCCGCUCACGUCUCAUCUCACGUCAAGUGGUCGUUCUCCUUAGACUCUCAUCCCUUUAUAUCUUGUAUUCUAGACUAGUGUAGUGUUAAAUUGUCUUAUUCUUUCAUGUACGAGGUUUUUUUCAAUAAAUGAAUUACGCUUGCGAAGGAUGCAUUUCAUAUUCCUAUCAUUGUUGGUACAUCGAAGAAGUUUGUUUUUCUUUUACGAAGGCAAGUAUUCAGUCUUUAGGUAAUGUAUAUUUUAAAUUUCCUUUUUUUUGGUAUUUGAUCCGAAGACAAUUGGAGUGGAUGUUUCAUUCUGUGGGAAUAUUUAUAUAGAAAAUAUUUUUUACAUAUGGGAUUUCUAUGACUAAUGGUGAAAAAUUGGUUGAUUCAAACGUUUUGUCUAUUGGCACGAAAUGUAUCAAAUGUACUGCAAUGUAGUGGUUAUUGUGAUGACUAAGGAAUCUUUUUAUUUUUUGACAAACAGCUUUGAUAAAAAAAUCAGAGUACAUUAAAAAAAAUCUUCAAAUCAAAUUAAAUUUGUUAAGAAUUGUUUUAGGUAAGAUUCUUCAAAUUGGUACACUAUUAGUAUAUUGUAUAUAUUGGUAUAGAGAGAAAUCAACCACAUGAUGUUAAGAGUUGGAAAAAAUUUAACAAUAACAUUUAAAUUUGUUCCGUUCUAUUGGUUCUUGUAUUAAAUAUUUUAUAAAUGUUGAUGAAUCUGCUGUUAUUUUACUUCUUUUUGAAAUGUUCUUCACAGUAGGAGAUAUGUGGCAUUUCCAUCAUUUGUUUCAAGGCUCAUGGUAAGUUCUUUCUAUCGAAUAUGGGUUAUUUCUUAUUUGGGUUUUGCAUGGAUUACAAUUAGAAUGAUGCAGACUACUUUGAAAAUCAUUUUAUUUGGAAAUCUUAUGGACUAUUGGACCUUACAAUUGUUAGCCGUGUUCAGCAAUGUUUCUGGUGCGAAAUUGGUCGUUGGUGGGUUUUUAUGACGAUUUCUGCAAUCCUGUCAUUGUGAAUGUUAUUCUACAAAAGUUUUCACUUUGCUACGAUUUUUUUUUAAAUUCUAUUAUACGAAUUACAGGAAUAGUUCCUGUGAAUGAAAAACAGGUCGAUAUAGACGACAAUUAUUAAGACGUCACACGAAAUAGAGGGUGUUUAGAAACCAAAACGUGUACCCAGUACGAGAUGAGAGAUGGUGAAAAGAUGUUUACAAUAUCUACUGUAACAGCGCUUUCGUCAAUAUUUGAUGACUACAAUGGAUUGGAUUUAAUUGAUGUUAUUGAAGAUUAAGAAAUAAUUAUCCAGCUAAAAGAAUGCAUGUUCA